Maniola jurtina (meadow brown) is the source of this 2404-nucleotide messenger RNA. Its product is annotated as zwei Ig domain protein zig-8-like. The record is from RefSeq and is a predicted model, not a curated record. Bases 387 to 1277 code for a protein of 296 amino acids. Gene Ontology annotation, cellular component: neuron projection membrane. Gene Ontology annotation, biological process: synapse organization. The transcript has 7 exons. Lineage: Eukaryota; Metazoa; Arthropoda; Insecta; Lepidoptera; Nymphalidae.
CCUAGCACUAGAGACGCCCGUUCUUAUCACGGCAAACUCUAUCUCCGAACGCUUAUCGCAAAAAGUGACACUUCGUAAUAAAAAUAAACAAUGGUAAAACGCGUUCAGAAAUUCGAGUAAAGACCGAACAAGAAAAGUGAAGUGACUUCGACGUUUUUUUUUUGUUUACUUUGGGGUCUAUUUGUGCCAAGUGUAUUGUUUCUGAGUGUUGAAAAGUGUACGAGAAAUUAAAUGGGACACCGAGUGAUUAAUUUGCCGAGUUGCGAAGUUGAAAACAGUUUUUGCAGUGCAGAAUGCUUUUGUAAAGAACUUGAGUUGGGGAUUUUUGUUGAAAGCACGAGGAAAGAUUAUCCGGAACGAUGAACCCUUUCCCCGAGGGGCUGUGAAUGAUGGCGCGUGCUCCAGCCGCCUGCCUCUUUACGGUCCAUUUUCUCUCGUGCAUUAUUGUAUGUCGUCAGGACAGCGGUAGCAAUCGGCCGCGGGACCAGAGCACGGUCUCCGAGUCCUCCCGCCGGUUCCGUACAGAGUUCUUAGAGGACUGGCCGCAGACCCCCGGGGCGCCAUACUUCGACCCUAGCACGCCGGACAACGUGACCGGCCUAGUUGGACACCCCGUCACUUUGUUAUGCAAAGUGAAGAAUCUUCAGAAUCGUACUGUCUCAUGGGUGCGACACCGUGACAUCCACCUACUGACAGUGGGACGGUACACGUAUACAUCAGACCAGCGCUUCGAAGCGCAGCACAAGCCUCGCUCCGAAGAGUGGGCGCUGAGGAUCCGAAGCCCACAGAAGAGAGACUCCGGGCAGUACGAGUGCCAGAUCUCAACCACACCGCCUAUAGGGCACGCGGUGUAUCUUAAUAUAGUAGAACCAGAAACCGAAAUAAUGGGUGGUCCAGAUCUAUUCAUCUACGCCGGAUCAACGAUAAACCUGACAUGUAUAGUGAGGCACACGCCUGAGCCGCCCAGUACCAUUAAUUGGACGCAUCGAGGAAAGACGAUAAACUUCGACUCAACACGCGGUGGCAUUUCACUGGUCACCGAAAAGGGGAUACACAGUAGCAGUAGACUCCUUGUCCAAGCGGCGCGCACCUCGGACGCGGGCGCGUACCAGUGCGUGCCUGACAACGCGCAAUCAGCGACGGCGCGCGUACACGUGCUCACUGGAGAAACUCCAGCUGCCAUGCAGGGCAACGCACACUGUGCAAGAAGCCUGACAUUACCUUCGGUGUUGUGUGUCACCAGCAUUAUAUUAUAUUUAGCCAUUUUUGUGAUAUAAAAGAGAGAGUAACGCAAAUUAAUAUCGAAAACAUAAUAUUAUAUCAACCGAUCUCUCUUUGUAAAAUAUAUUUUAUAGUAAUUAAUUAAGUUUGAAAUGGAUACGAGAAUGCAGGUUUUAUUAAAAAUAUUGUAUAGUAGAGCUCGAAGGAAUUUACCAUGUUAUUUCAACAUAUUACAUGACAGUUUAAUUGGGUGAUUUUAUUAAUAACUGGCCCUCUUCGACUUCACUGAAGUGGAAACGCCGAGAAACCUUUCUCAGUAGGGAUUUACGCUUUAGAGAAACACUUUACACACAUAAUAUGUUUCCACUUUCUAGACCUCAGUACGUAGACAAUUAUAUCAGUCAAUCAAUUAUUUUUUAUAAUCUUACUGCCAGAGAGUAAGUUUUACAAACUACUCUGUCUCGGGGUGAAAAAUGUUUUUAUGAGCAAAUUGACCCUAUAACCACUCUAAGCUGCCUUCAAAUUACUUAGUACGCGUUGUAAAAACAUAUUCGCAAUAAUACCUUUAGAGGUAUUUCUCGCAGUGACUAGUUAAAACACUUAGGCUAAAGGCAUAUUGGGACAGAAUUUAGUAACGCGUAUUUUCUUAAAUAUUCCAAAUUAUAUAGCUUCUUUAUUGUAAUAUUAUUAUCAAGUACUUAUCAACGUUAUAUACAGUAUGUACCUAUAACAAAAUGAAAGACUUUGAAAAGGAUAAAUAAUAAUUAGUUCCAUACACUUAUUAUUACAUUAUUUUAGUAGAAAGUUCAAGUUUAUGCAGGGGAAGACCGAUAUGCUUUUGGCCUUAGUGGCACUAAACUGGUAAUAGUCUGAUAUGAUUUUAAGUUGAUCAUCGUACUUAGAACAAUAGUUUGCGUGUUAAAAUCGCUUUAUUAUUUUGUAUGCGAUUUGUGAACUCUGUAAAACAAUUGACUAUGAUAUACGAAUACGUUAUUUGAUAAAUUUUAAAAAGUAAUGUAAAUAUUUAUAAAAUAAUUACCUACUAUAAAAUUUGAAAUGUUUGUUUACGGUUGAGAGUUUAUUUAUAUUGUAAAAGUGUGUGUUGUAAAUAAAAUUGAGAUAAAGUCGUAGUUGUGUACUAGACAACCAAUGUAACUAAAUAGAUGCAUUAUUUUAUUAACAA